Messenger RNA from Solanum verrucosum, 1895 nucleotides. RefSeq names its product PTI1-like tyrosine-protein kinase 2. The record is from RefSeq and is a predicted model, not a curated record. Lineage: Eukaryota; Viridiplantae; Streptophyta; Magnoliopsida; Solanales; Solanaceae. The transcript has 7 exons. Gene Ontology annotation, biological process: protein phosphorylation. Gene Ontology annotation, molecular function: protein kinase activity; ATP binding. Bases 266 to 1837 code for a protein of 523 amino acids.
AAUUCUGUUUUAAUGGUAGUAUGGUACUUGUAUCAACUUUAUAGUAAAUGCUAAUACCAAACAUUGAGCUACUGGAAUUUAUGGUGAAGGACCACAAAUCCCAGGAACAGCCAGAAAUUAUGCUGUUAUACGUCAGGGUUGCUCUGAUUUAUGCAGUUCAAGUGCCAAAGGAGGAAUUUCCUCACUCCUGAGAUGCAGGGGAGUUCCCAAGGCCAAGAAGAGAACAAUUGUGGUUGGUCUCAAAUCCGAUAACAGCAGCAGAGAAAUGCUGCUUCGUUUGCUCAAUUUAGUCGUAAUGCCCGGGGACUAUGUUCUGUCUGUUCAUGUACAAGAACCAAAUGAUACAUUUGAUCCAAAUACUUUUCACAUUCAUGAGGAUCUAUGUAAAUCCAAGCAGGUGGAUUUUCAAAUCAAGGUUUGUGCAGGAGAGACAUACAUAAAUGAGUUGAGUAAUCAAGUACGUAUAAACUUUGCCACAAUGCUUGCCGUAGGAUGCAGCAGCUCCAGGCCAAGUGAUCAGAUUGCUGGCAAAAUUUUGAAAGAAUUGCCUCCUACUUGCUCCCUUCUAGUAAUGGAUAAUGGAGGAAAAAUCCUACUCCAGAGGCCGGGGACUUCCCAAGAAGGUGCUCCCAUUAAAGUUUUUCAAUCAUCUGAGUCCUCUCUGUCAGUGUCCAGCAGCUCUACACUGUCAAGAGACAAGUAUCAGAUUCAAAAAUCUUUGUCAAUGACAUGUUCUUCAACGACAACUUCAUCACAGCCGAAUAGAAAUGCAACUUUUCCUAGAAACAAGAAGCUCAAUAAUGCUACAGCUAAGAGUCUGUUUCAGAGAAUAGCUUGCUUAGAAUCAAUGGGCUGCGCCAGACGCUUCACAACGGAUGAACUUAGCUGCGCAACAGACAACUUCAGUCCCAAUUUAUUGACCGGAGUGGGUGGACAUAGUCAAGUCUAUCGAGCCAAUCUCGAGAAUGGCCAGCUUGCAGCAGUGAAGGUCCUUAAAAACACACGAUACGCCGAGGAUGAUCUUUUUCAGGAAGUUGAAAUACUGAGUAAUCUGAAACACGAGAACUUAAUUCAGCUUGUCGGUUACAGUUACAGUAAGGAUAUGCAAGCAAUCGUGUAUAAUCUACUGAAGGACAGUCUGGAGCAAAGACUAAAACAGCUUAAUUGGAACACAAGGAUGCAAGUUGCGAUAGGAGUGGCAAGGGGAUUGGAGUACCUCCAUUCUCAAACCCCUCCUAUCGUUCACAGAGAUGUGAAAUCAUCAAAUAUUCUCUUAUCUGAUGAUUGCCACCCACAACUAUCAGAUUUUGGAGCAGCAGUGGUAUACCAGGAAACUCAGCAAGAUUCAGCUUGUGUGAAACCAAUUCACGUUGUUGGGACAUUUGGAUACCUGGCACCUGAGUACAUCAUGUAUGGCAAAGUUGAUGAGAAGAUAGAUGUAUACUCUUAUGGGGUGGUUCUGCUAGAAUUGAUCACAGGGAAACGAGCCAUCGAAAAAGACUUGGAAGCUCAUCAUGAAAGCUUAGUGUUGUGGGCAAGGUCUCUGCUCAGUUGUGGUCUUAGUGACCGUCUUGUUGAUCCUGACAUAAAUGAGAACUACAACAAAGAUGAGAUGAAAACAAUGAUGUUUGCAGCACGGCUCUGCCUCUUGCAUUCAUCUUCAAGGAGGCCAAAAAUGAAAACAAUCCUGCGUUUGUUUGAGGAGCCAGAGCGCUGGUUAGAACUGCAGAGAAAGAGAGAAGAGCUUCUUGAUGGAAUUGGUUUAGAAGAUGAAAGUUGGUUGUGCAGAUAUUAUGGAUCAGAUUCUGACGCGGGCAUGUUCAUAGAGGAUAGCUGAUCACAUAUUCUUGAGUUUUCCAUGAUAUAUUGGUAUAUAUAUAUAUACUGGUGUUUUG